Molecule: messenger RNA, 3420 nt
Organism: Aplosporella prunicola CBS 121167
Lineage: Eukaryota; Fungi; Ascomycota; Dothideomycetes; Botryosphaeriales; Aplosporellaceae
Exons: 1
Coding region: 1-3420 (1139 amino acids)
Source: RefSeq, a predicted model, not a curated record
AUGGACACAAAGGGAAACCGCCUGCGCAAUCCCACACGGUUCGGCUCCUGGAAGUCUGGCAAGUCGGGCUCCGACGACCCAGACGACGAACCCCUCAGCGCCGUCUCAAGCAAAGCCCCGUCUGUGAACUGGGGCGAGUUUGGCGACCUGGGUCUACGCUCCAGAAACGUCCUCUUGCACGGCGAAGUCCAGACGAGCAGCACGCUUUUCAGGCGAAAAAAGGAAUACCUGGUCCUGACGGAAACGCACGUUGUGCGCUUCAAAACCCAGCAGAAGGCCUCGGAAACUUUCAGCGAGAUAUGGUCUCCGCUGAAUCGAAGUGCUUCUUCGAAGCAUCAGUCGCGUCCCUCGGUCGGAUCGAUACAGGACUUCCAAUCAUGCGCCUCGGAAAACUCGGGGGAGCGAAAUGUUGGCACUCCGCUUCGGCAGGUCAUCGCCAUCUACCAGCUCGUCGACGACCGACCAUACUUUGCUUUCGAAAUCACCUACAUGGAUGAGGAGUCCAACCAUCCGUACGCCAUGACUCUGCAAUUUGGUUCGCCUGAGGACAUGACCAAGUGGCUUACUGCAAUAAAAGCCGCAGCAAACCGUGUUCGCAGUUUGGACGAGAACACCAUAUCGGAGAACAAUACACGCCUUGCCGCUAGGAUCGUCGAACGUGAGGGUGAUUAUGACCCGCGCAACUUUGCGCUGUACAAGGUCGUGCAGCGACCAUCCCACAAGCCAGGCUUGGCGUCUUCAUCCUCCGAUGACCUUACCAAAAUAUCGAAUUCCGUCUGCUUUCUUGCCGUGGGGAUCCACAAAAUACAUCUGAUACCCAUAUUCAAAUCACGCCAACGCUCAUCGAGCCCAAAUCUCAUGAUGUAUCCGUCAGAGGCGUCCUUCGGCAUUCUCACGCUCACCUCGGUGCGACUUAGUGAGAUCGAUGACACGUUUGAACUGGUGUUCCGGACGCCGUUGCAGAAGCCGAAGGUACUGCUUAUGGCUUCCUUGGCAGCUGGAGACAUUGCCGUGCGGCUGCACCAUGUUGAGCAUUUCUUGCGUCCAGAAUGGGAACCGCGGCCAUACGUAUUCUUGGUCCCGAAUGCGGUUAAAGAGGAAAUAGUGUCCACCACUAUUACGGACAAGAUUGACGAAAAUUCCUUAGUUCGUACUCUGUGCGCUUAUUGUAUCGCAUACAAUAUUCCCCCGGAGAGAAUACGGUAUACAAUCACAUAUCCCGAGGAUGACUUCCCAUGUUUCCAGCUUCUGCCCCCAGAAGGUCGGAGAAGGAGCGGCUAUGGAGCUCUGGAGUUGCUAGCCGUGAUGCGCACUCUUCGCUACAACGAAUCCUUCGGCACAAUAUCAUUUGCGGGCAUCAGCCUAGAUGUAUUGAAUGAGCUCCAUGAUCGUUACGGUUCUGACCAUUUGUGCACGAAGACGAAGAGAGGUACCCCGAUUAAUUUAAGCAUGGAAGAGCUUUCGAAGUCCUGCCUUUUGGUUCAAGAAAUCAGGGCUCUGGCAGUCACGAGCAGGAGGCUUCGCCGAAUGAACUUCAGCAAAUGUAUCACCAGGGAACCAGCAGACUUUGUCGAUGAGAACAAGGGGAAAGACGUCGGUUGCGGGAUCGUGGAAGCGCUCUUCCCUCUCUGCAAGUACCAAACAACAAAUGUUGAUUGGAUAAUUCUCAAUGAGAUAACACUGGGCGAGACGGACCUCGAAUACCUCAUCGCAGCAGCCGCCGAGAGGCACUGUCACUUACGCGCCCUCGAACUGAGCAAGUGCGGUCUCAAUGAGCGGAAAAUGUCCCUCCUUUUGGACGCGCUACGAACACAGGAAAAUACUUUGGAAGCCAUCGACAUCUCCAAGAACACUGCACGUCUGGUCCCAUCUAUUUUCGAUCCCCAACUUAGUGUUUUUGGCUACAUACGAAUCCUGAACCUCUGUGGCGUCGGCCACACCGCUGGACCGGAGCCGUUACUAACCGCGGAAACUUUGCUCUCAUGGAGACUGCAGGAACUCAAUCUGAGCGGAACACAGCUCAAUCACGCGACGAUAGAGGCAAUUGCGACUUAUCUCAAAAGCCCGAAAUCUGAUUCGCUACACAAGUUGCGCGUUGACCGCACCUGCAUCACCGGCAGGCAGAUUGCACAUCUCAUGCGGUCAAUGACCAGAUACCCCGGCAUGGCUCGGGAACUCCACAUGGAUAUCAGCGAGAACUACAUCGAAAAGUUCCACUUUGAGUUUGCCGCAGCAAUCAGUGACGGAUACGCACCUAUGCAUCUCACUAUCGAGCUCAUCGACUACGAUGACGAGUCACACUUCGCAGAACUUGCCCUGGCGAUUGCAAAGAACAAUACCAUCAGACGCUUGGAUGUCACCAAGGUCUCAUUACCGAGCGAUGCUUCGGAGGGGACUUGUGAUGCUCUCGAAAAGAUGUUCAAAGAUAACAAAACGCUGAUUGCGCUGGACAUGUCAGGUGAGGACUCAAAGCUGGAAACAGCUAAAUUCGGCGUCGGUAUAAACAAAGCAUUGUGUGGCCUCAAGUACAACAAUACGUUGAGGGAACUCCACAUUAAAAACCAAGGGCUCGGCCUUCAAGGGGCAAGUACUUUGGCCGACGUCCUAAAGGACAACACCUCUCUCAUAUCACUGCAUUGCGAAAACAACAACAUACCACUGCAAGGCUUUACGGACCUCGUCAAUGCACUUCAUAACAACACAACCAUUCAAUGGUUGCCAUCCAUGGAUGAUAGUCGAUACGAAAACCUCCGGCAAACUGAAAUGGCAAUCAGAAACAUGCGAGGCGAGACUCUCAGCAAUACUCCCGCAAAACAUACCUCCGUUCGAAGCAAGCUCGCAAACAAAAUUGGUGGUAAAGCGUCAGUGGAAAAGCCGGCGGUCAUACCGAUAUCGGAUCAGGAUGCUCGUGCCGCUGUGAGCUUGGUUGAGGAGAGUUGGGAGCGGCAAGCACAUCGCUUGAACAUUUACCUUCAGCGCAACGUCAACAUCGCUGCUGGAAUCCCAACACCUAUUGACAUUGAAGAAGAGCUGCCCGAGCGGCCGGACCGACCAUUUAGCAUGGGCAAGCUUAUUGAACAGGUGCAAAUUGACAGCACGCCAACCAUCGAGAAGCAGGCCAUACUUGGCGCCCUCGACUUUGAAGACGACCAUGUCGAUGACCGUAGCCAACUGGACCAGCAUAGCCAACAUUUUGUUGCUCAGCAAAUCAGCGAAUCAGAUCCUUUCGUGGAUAUGGAUCCAAUGGUGGUGUCGUUGGCGAAGGAACUCGACGUCUCGCUCGGAGAUGCCCAGACAUUGCUCGACUUGAAUGCGGCCCCGAGACUCAUGAGGCAAAUUUCGCCGCAUUCGCCAACAUCCCCCAAAUCGCCACGGACCCCGCGCGAGAUCAAGCCGCGCGAGGCUAUCCCUCACCGGUGA